Messenger RNA from Penicillium chermesinum, 576 nucleotides. RefSeq names its product iron-sulfur cluster assembly scaffold protein. The transcript has 2 exons. The coding region runs from base 1 to 576 and encodes 191 amino acids. Lineage: Eukaryota; Fungi; Ascomycota; Eurotiomycetes; Eurotiales; Aspergillaceae. Gene Ontology annotation, cellular component: cytoplasm; mitochondrial matrix. The record is from RefSeq and is a predicted model, not a curated record. Gene Ontology annotation, molecular function: ferrous iron binding; 2 iron, 2 sulfur cluster binding. Gene Ontology annotation, biological process: intracellular iron ion homeostasis; iron-sulfur cluster assembly.
AUGUUCAAGCGUAUCGUAUCCGUCGCCCCCCGUGUGGGCGUCGCUGCUCCUCGCGCCUUUGCUCCCCUCGCCGGCGUGCAAUCCGUCCAGCCCGUCCAGCGUACUUCAGCACCUGCUCCCUCGCAGCGAAGAGGCUACCACGAGAAGGUCCUGGACCACUACAACAACCCCCGCAAUGUCGGCUCGAUGAAGAAGGGUGACCAGGAUGUCGGCACCGGUCUCGUCGGCGCCCCCGCCUGUGGCGAUGUCAUGAAGCUCCAGAUCCGUGUCGACAAGGAAACCGGUCGCAUCGAUGACGUGGUCUUCAAAACCUUCGGCUGCGGCAGUGCUAUCGCUUCCUCAAGCUAUCUGACCGAGCUAGUCCGGGGCAUGACCCUCGACGAGGCUGGCAAGAUCAAGAACACCGAUGUCGCCAAGGAAUUAUGCCUUCCUCCCGUUAAGCUCCACUGCUCCAUGCUUGCCGAGGAUGCUAUCAAGUCCGCCAUCUCCGACUACUACACCAAGAACCCCAAGGCCAAGUCCACCGACCUCUCCGGCACCGGUGCGGCUAUCCCCCGACGUCAAGGUCGAGGUUGA